GAGCAGAAGAGGAAGAGGAAGAGGAGGAGGGGCAGACACUGGAGGAAAUGUUGCCUCUUCCAAUGAACAUUUUCUGCUCUUGCUGGCCCCAGCCUGCUGCAGCUCACCUCUGAACCUCAUGCAUGACACACGUUAAGUUUUAGGUUCUCCAGCUCAUUCGGCCCGAGCCUCAUCGAUGGCUCAGCAGACCCCAGACCAGAGGGAGGACGUCUAUGUCCACCAUGAGACACACUAGAGACUGAGGGACCUCCACAUAAAUACAUUGCGCUGUGAAAACGGUUACACUUGAACAUGGCUUUAACCGCGGCUAAAACAACUACAAGCUUUUUCUCCACAUCUGCCAAGACCACCACAAUCCCAUUCCUCUCGGUGGGCACGAGCGCCAGAGACAAUCUCACCUCCAGGACUACGUUAAUGACUGUUACCAUAACGACAAACGAGACCAGCUUCAAUGCCACCACGUUUCCGGAGGUGGUGAUCGAGGGCUCGGGAAUGGGAAUGGUUCUUGUUCCCUUCGGCAUCAUCACUGUUAUUGGCUUAGCAGUGGCAAUAUUGCUGUAUAUCCGGAAAAGAAAGCGGCUGGAGAAGCUGAGGCACCAGCUCAUGCCCAUGUACAACUUUGACCCGGCUGAAGAGCAAGAUGAUCUGCUGGAACAAGAGCUACUGGACCAUGGGCGGGAAGGCAGCCUCACAGGUCCCAACGCCAAGACUCUCACAACCUCCCAGGGGACCACGCAGAGGCCCAGUCGUCUGGUCUUCACAGAUGUAGCCAAAGCUCUCAACGCUUGACAGCUCUCUUCCAUUGGUUCGUCUCAGUGUUCAGGGCCCACUGCCGGCCCCCACUGAAAUACAGACUGUCGCUCAGGAGGGGAAACAGACGGAAGAACUGGACUGUUUUUACGGGAACAACUGGAGCUUUUGGGAAACAUUUUCAAUCAUGAUGACUUGUCACUGUGCGAAACGGCAAAGCGGUUUCCAGUGGAUUGGAAAGAGAGCAGAGGAUGUCGGGUGCAUGUGUGUUUGUAAGGCAGCGUAAAAGGGAAGCGUCACAUGUGAUCUUGCACUGUUUCCAUUUGGCACACAGACGCAGUGUGGUGCACUUUUCCUAAAUUCUUGUUGUGUCACUGUUGUUGAAAUGUUUGGUAGCUCGUCAGCAAAGUUCCUUGGAGCUUCGAAUUAUUCUUCCAUGUUUGAUGUGAGAGGAGUGUAUUUGUGCUAUUCUGAUUUCCGUGGUCUUACAUCUCUGACUAGCUCGAACGCUAGAUGUGUCACAAUCCCCCGAGUGAAGUGCCCCUCUCCAUUUAGUUUCGUCUUUAUUGAGCAAUGAAGGACUGAUUCUGUCUGAAUGCAUUAAAACUAUUUAAACCAAUCUGACAAAAUAGUGUUUUCGUUGCACAAAUCCGCAACAGAGGAGUCGGUAGGUGUGAUAUUUUAUUGGUAAGCGAUAAAGAAGCAGAAUAACAUAAAUCACAUGGUAAAGAGUCAUAACAAAAUAUAUAUCACAGGUUUGUGAGUUCAAUUAAAAAUGUGGAUGAGGACACAUCAAUAAUUUCACUACAAAAUUGGUGUUAAAAGUAAGGCAUACAAUAUGAUUACUCAAGUUACACUUCAACCUUUCAAUAGUUGAAAAUGGAGCAAGUACUGUAUUUAACGAUAUCACUAUCAGUAAGAUCACAUAAAAACAUUGUCCCCAUAUUGAGUGUAAAUAUCCAACGACAAAGUAAUAGAGCCAUAUUGAAGAAAAAAGAUCAGAGAUUUUGUGAAUAGUCAUAAUAUUACAAGAAUUAAGUUGUAAUCAAAUGAAAAAAUUGAAGAUGUUUCAAGAAAAAGAAAAAAGAGAGUUCCACUUCUUGAUCCAAAAUCUUUGUAACCAAUCUCAUUGUUUCUUCCUCAUUUUAACACAAGUGAAAGACUGAUCUUUAUUAUAUUCCUCUUUGAAGAAAGUCUAAAAUUAUGACUUUAUCCUUGUUAUAUUAUGACGUUUUUCUCCUAAUCUUAUCACUUGAUUCUCAGACAUUUUCCCUUUACGGGGCUCUUUUACUUUGUUGUAACAUCCAAACACAGCUUGUGUAAAAUAACAAACAUUGACUUGGCUGUAAUUCAAAUGAAGAGGCUGACUUCCAUUCACUUAUGGUGACAUGGACGUAGUGAGAUGAGAUGAGUGGACUACGACAGCACUAGUUUGAGAGUUAGUUCAAGAUUUCAUCCACGUCACCUGCAGCUCUGACGGAAACAUUUCCUCAGAGACGACCCAGGCGUGUUUGUUUUCAGAGGUAGUCCAGACGGCAAACACAAAAUAAAACGUAAAUGUCAAUGCAGUUGAACAAGAAAACUGUAACUGAAAUGAGUUCUUCCGGCAGCAACUUAGUAAACAAUGCUGAAAUACAUAAAAUUAUUGGGAUACAACAUAUCAUCAGUGAUAACAUAAGUGAGUUUUAGUGAAUUAACACUUAAUAUAUACAGUAAAUGAAGGGUGAUAUUCAAGUCACGUAAUAACUACUAAGUGAUAUGUUGUCCAUGCUGGGUAACGUCCUCCCAUGAUGACACUGGACUCAAUUUGAUGAAGUUGAAGUGCUUGCAUUUGUCUGACCAUCAAAGUCUCAAUACAUUUUUUUUUUUUUAAACAGAAGAGAGGCUGGUCAACCUCUUAAUCAAAAAACAAAACAUUUUGGUAAUCUAUGUAAAUAUCUCUCCAAUAUACCAGUAUUACUAUAUGACUAGUUGUUCAGUUGCUAAAUUAAGAAUAAAUGCUGAAUUGUUACUAUUCAUUACACAUUAAACGUACUACUCUUUGUAAUUAGUUCACCUUAAAGUGUGGGUUCUCGCUGAAGACUGUCUAUAAAGAUGGAUGACAGACUACUCGGCAAAAGUGAAGCCAAAGCAUCUCGAUCGCCCCCCUGGUGGCUGCUUGGAGUGUAGCAUUAACUCUCCUCCAUGUUACUCGAUGGGCUAUGGACCAAACUAAGAAGUCAAAGUUUACGUCAAGUAACCUUUUCUCAAAGAUGGUUGUAAUCAUUUGAGAUUGUUCUUAUCAAACAGAUGAUUGUUCAUUUGGUUUUGGCCUCAAAUAGAUGGCUUUAUUUUGGCUUCAUUUCUAGAUAGUGGGGGGAAGUGGAGAUGUGUCCUCUGUCUUUAUAGAAAGUAAAUGGUUCUCCCACGAACACAUUUCCCUUUUUAGGGCCAUCACAAGACAUCCAAAAAGCAAACUUGAAAAAGUAGAGCCGAGGCUACUUGUAUGUUUGGACCACACUGUGUUCUCAUAAUUUGGGUGAGCUGACCUUUAAAAGCAAGGCAAUAGCUUUUGAAAUAAAACC
This is a messenger RNA of Pleuronectes platessa (European plaice), 3314 nucleotides long. RefSeq lists its product as uncharacterized. Bases 292 to 789 code for a protein of 165 amino acids. Lineage: Eukaryota; Metazoa; Chordata; Actinopteri; Pleuronectiformes; Pleuronectidae. The transcript is spliced from 5 exons. The record is from RefSeq and is a predicted model, not a curated record.